Pieris brassicae (large cabbage white) is the source of this 2727-nucleotide messenger RNA. RefSeq lists its product as uncharacterized. NCBI's taxonomy places the organism in Eukaryota, Metazoa, Arthropoda, Insecta, Lepidoptera, Pieridae. The record is from RefSeq and is a predicted model, not a curated record. Bases 128 to 736 code for a protein of 202 amino acids. The transcript is spliced from 6 exons.
CUUUAUUAAUAUUAAAUUUAUCAUAGUUUUAAUUUAGAUUUAGUUAGUAAAAUAAAUAAAAUGAUAAGAAAAUCUAUUUUAAAGGGAUCAAAAAGAAGCGUUAUUCGCUUUUGUGUUAGGAAUUGAAAUGUUUCAGCAGGGUCGAGUUAUAAUUGUUUGGUUAUCUUGGCUUAUUGGAGGUAUCUGUGGCGUGGUUAUUCUGUUAAUUAUUAUUUGUUAUUGCCGCCUAAUGCCGCGACAUCAGAAAUCAUUCGAUGAACAGUAUUUAAAAGAAAAUUAUACAAUAAAGGAAGGACAUAGCUACACAUGCCAUGAAAGUUAUAGAGUUAAACACACAGAGGUUCAAGUCCAGAGGCACACUCGGCCUGCAAGCUACGCGGGUGACCCGGAAUGUCGAGCUUCGCGUGCCCAGCCACAUUGCUACGUUAAUCGGGUUCCAGAACCACAACGAGAUCAACAACAGUAUGCUUCGAGUGGAAUGCUAGACGAGAUUGAGGGCGCGGCAAGCACGGACGCGCUAAAGACGCGAUCGUUGCCCGCCUUUCUGCGACCAAAACAACGACCACUAUCAACUGAAGAUGAUUUACAUCAAUUAUAUGCGAAGGUGAAUUUGAGCAAAAAAUACAAAAAUCGCAUGCGAAGUGAGCACGCGGCCAUCAUAGCACUCAGCAAGUCUCAUAGUCAGUUUUUGGACGCAGAUGCUGUCAUUGUUUACGACCAGAGGACUGCGCUUUAGAUCCUAACACGGCCGACCGACUUCAAAGAGAGAAAUCUCAAAUAGAUUUUGUAUUAUUCAUGACAGUUAUGAUAUAAUGUUGCUUAAUGUGAUAAAUAUAGUAAUUAAUGUUCUUUAUUGCGGACGCAUGUGCAAUAACACUUACCAACCAAAAACUAAAAAAUCGACACUAAAGGGUCUAAACACUCGUUCAUCCAUAACAGCUACGCAUGACGUCUUCUCGGGCGUCAUUAAAAAUGGUAUUAUACCAAAUUUGCACUAAAAAAAAAACACUUGGCUGUCAAUUAUUUUUUUUGAACACUGGCAACACAAAAAUUCAGCGUUUCGAACGAACGAAGAUCCGUUUCGUUAACAAGACAAUCCGACAAUCCGACAAACAUGUUGGUUGUAUUUGAGAUCUUCAAUCAAUAAAAUUGGCUUUUUGAAGUCAAUUCAAAGUUAAUUUAUACAUGUACAAUGCUUCAAUUCGUGUUUUGUAUCUAACAUAUGAUGUAUGAGCAAUAUUUACGCUGUUUGGUUGUUGAUAAUUAUUUGCAAUUUAGGUUAAAAAAUCAUUUUGUUUUUCUUUUAAAUUGUUUUAGAUAAUUGUAAAGAAUUUAUUUACAUGUGUUAUUAAAAGGGUCCACGUGAAUACCAUUCGUCUUUUAUAUAAUUGGCUCAACGUUUACCUUCUAAGUAUUAUUGUUAUAUAAAUUCUAAAAUAUUUUUGUACAGACUUGAACACUCGUAGAAAAUUCGAAUUAUACGAAUACGAAAAGGUCAUUUGAAACACAUUAUUUCUAUAUAACUUCUGUUUGUAACAUCAAGAGACUCGUACACUUCUCAGUUGUGCUCUGGUUUGUCAUAAAUCUUAAUAAACAAGAAAAAAUUCUUGGUGCUAAACACAUUUUUAUAUUAAUUGCGGUAAAAAGCAAUUAACGCUUCAAUGUCUCGCUUUUAUUUUGUCGUACAAAUUAAAAUUUAAGCUUAUUCCAUGACAAAAGUGGUUUGAAUUUAUGAGAUGUUUAAAAAUGGCUUAAAAAUGAUAACUUUGAGUGUCUUUUGUCUUAUAAUCUUCAAUGUCUACCUACCCUACAUAUCAAUACGAUAGUUUUAUAAGCUUUUGUCAUCAAAACAUAUACUCAAUCUUUACAUAUAUCUUGAAAUGUCUAAUAGUCUUUGCCACAAUAUUUAUAAUAAACCUUUCCUCUCCGAGGUUUUCCACGUAAACGGUCUUGUAAAAAGUGAACUGUAUAGGUAUUCGUUACCAUGGUUACCAUUAUUUUAAUAUGUAGAUAGCAUGGUAACAGAAAUGGCGGGAAAUGUUUGAAGAAAUUUUCAAAGUGGAAAAUAGUUUUUUAGAUGAAUGUUGCUUUGUGAUAUUUUGUAUAAACUAACUGUUCUUCUAUGAUCUGUGAUCAUGGCUAGUAUUAGUGUUUCACAAUAGACUGCUAGCCAUCCUAGGCAAUAGUACAUAAUGAACGAGUUGGUCUUAAGUUCAACAGUCUAUAGAUUUAGCCUUAGUGCUUAAUUUAAUGCCCAAGAAAAAAAAUGUAAUAAUUGUUACUAUAUGUAGCAUUUUAUACGCAACUUUUGUAUAAAACGAAUUUUACGUAGAGUACCGACAAACAUCUUGAACAAAUGUCCUUGUCUGCACAGAAGCGAUUUUUAGGUAUCAUUGGGAGGGGGGCGGCGGGAGAGUCACGUGUCGGUCGAAUUGUACAAUCAGUUGACGUUUGUGUUCCGCGCCCCCCACUCCCUUGAAUGCUCACGUAGUUUGCCGGUAUUUGUAAGCGUAAUAAAAUUAAUAAAAAAAAGUUUUUUGAUUAUAUAAUGCUGAAUUUAAAUGCGUUUUUGUAGUUAUUUUAUUUGAAUACAUAUACGCAUUUAUUUUGUACACUGUUUAAUAUGCGAAAUUUUUGACGUUUAGCUAGUUAAAUUGUUUAAUAGUUUAAUAAUUAUAUUAUUGUUUUAAUUACGAUUUUAUUCGACAAAUGACAAUACUUUUUGUC